CCUUUAUUGACAUUUACAUAUUAUAUCUCAAGUAUAUAAUAAUAAAACGAUUAUAAUAUGUUCAUGAUAAUGUAGUAUCUAAUUAUUUCUUUCAUUAUUUUAUUUAUUAUUAUAAUUGUAUAUUUAUUUAAUAAUCAUUACAGUGAAUGCUCUAUAUAUAAGCAAUUCAUUUAAACCAAUUGUAAUAAAAAAAAUCUUAUUGGCAAAAGUUACUUAUAGGGGGAAAAGGAGUAUAAAAAUACUUAUCGUCUGGAUAAUAUUUUUACAUAUUUCUUUUACUUACUAAGCUGAGUAAAACAAAUAAAAUAUAAAGAAUGUUGCUUAUAGAGAGGUUGCUUAUAUAGAUAGAGCGUUCGCUGUAUAUGUGUGUUUUAAAUUAGUUACUACCAAUUACUACCGAAUAUUUAUCUGACAGUUUAAUUUGUUAAACAGGAAAGAACAUUAGUCAAUUGUGGAAAUACUUUAAAUCAAUAACAAAGAGACGUCAGCGUUGUCUACUUUGCGGAGUAGAUAUAUGCAUGAACAUGGCUAGACAUCUACGGGUCAAACAUCCAAUUGCCUAUGAAAAUUACAAAAGCCAGACAUAUCUUACACGGGCAUCUAAUGGAGAGGGAUUAAUAAAAUAUUUCAAAAAGUUAGCAAAUUCCAGAUAUCAGUGUAAUGUUUGUUCUCUUAUUUUAAUUGUUCCUACAGAAAUAAAUAAUAAUCUAAAAGCUCAUAUGGAAACAAAACAUUCAGACAUUUUUAGUGCUGAAACAAACAAUACUGAUUUACAAUGUGAUAAGAAUCUUGACACAUUAUCUAACUCCAAGAAUUAUAAAAUGAGGUCCCUCUGUUGGGUUAGAAAGUAUUGUAGAAGAAUUAAUGUAAGGAGAUAUCAAUGUUUAGUUUGUGGUAGUGUAUUAAGUCUGUCAAAUGGAAGUUUAGCCAAUAUGAAACGACAUUUUAAACACAAACAUCCUCCGAUUUUUGACGAAGAAAAAAAUACUACUACAUUUACUAUUUAUGAAGUUGCACUACCUACUAAAAGUGAAAAGAAUCUUACAACUUCAAAUAUAGUUGAAGAAAAUAUUUGCGAAGAAGAUGAUCAUACAGAACCAGUCAUAGAAGACAGUGUUGAUGUAAAUACUGACGUAAAUGUCACUGGUUUAUUUACAUUAUCUAAUAAGUUGGAAACUAAGAAAGAUGAAGAGCCUACAAUUCAAAAUACAAACGAAACUGAACAAGAAAUUAAUACAGAUACAAAUAAUACUACAGAGACAAAAACACUAGACGAAUAUAUAGAACUAGCUUUGAUUUCAGAAUCAAAUCCUGACUUGGAACAAAAAGUAAAGGAAUUGUGCGAAAAAACUGUAUUGGGAAAACGAAAGAAUAAAACGUGCAUCUGGAAUUUCUUCAAAGCUAUCGAUGAACAUCGUCUUUACGCAUGUUUUUUCUGUGGCAAAAUAAUAACUAUAUUUCCUCAAAGUGUUGGAAAUUUGAGGCGUCAUAUUUCGCUCAGGCACAAGAAACCUUAUUCUAUAAUAUUAAAAUAUGAGGAAACUCAAGAUAAUAAUCCAGUAAAACUCCAGUUCAAAUCCAGCGAAAAAUCUUUACAAGCUGAAACUGAAAAUUUCGAGAAAACUUAUUUCGAUGUUGAUGACGAAAAUGACUAUAAAUGUAAAAUAUGUUCGAUGGUCGUAUCUUGUCUGGACAGCGAUCGGACUGUUUUAUUCAACCACAUAAAGGAAGAGCAUCCUGAUGAGAUUUUGUCAUAUGUAGAAACACCAUCUACAGAUGACUCGCUUAAUAUCAUAAUUAAUGAUUUUAAAUAAAUAUACCCGUAAAUUAGUACGCUGCAAUAUUUUAAAACCUUAUAUUUGAAUUACUGCUUCCUUUCGGAGCGGUGUGGUUGUAAAGACGUGGUAUAGACAAUCUAUUAGUGCUAUAUUUCACAAUUUGUAACGUAGGCGCAUUAUGCCUAUCUAGUGAAGUUAUCACAGAAAGUGAAGAUUAGCAACGCUACGUCUGACGGGUCACUUGUGCAAAUGGGUGUACCUCAAGGAUCUAUUCUCGGUCCAUUUUUAUUCCUAGUUUACAUUAAUGAUCUCCCAUAUGCCAUGCAGGAUAGAUGCGGCAUAGUAUUGUUUGCAGACGAUACUUCAUUGAUUUUUAAAGUUAAUAGAAUGACUAAUAAUUAUGACGAUGUAAAUAGUGCUUUGCGGCGUCUCCUGCACUGGUUUACAACUAACAAUCUUAUGUUAAACGCUAAAAAAACAAAAUGUGUUAAUUUCUCUCUAUCUAAAAGUUUUAAUACUAAUUGCAAUAUUAAAUUAAAUGACGAAUCUCUCGAAUUUAUAGAAUCUACUGUCUUUCUAGGAAUCACACUAGAUAGUAAAACACAAUGGGGUGCACAAAUUCAAAGCCUUGCAGCGAAACUAAGUUCAGCAGCUUUUGCCGUGCGUAAAGUUAGACAGUACACUGAUACUGAUACUGCUAGAUUAGUCUAUUUUAGUUAUUUUCAUAGUUUACUCUCUUAUGGAAUAUUACUAUGGGGAAAAGCGGCAGAUAUUAAGAAUAUAUUCAUAUUACAAAAACGUGCCGUUCGAUUCUACUGUAUGAAGAGUCGUGACUCAUUAAGAGAGAAAUUCAAAGAGGCAAAUAUUCUCACCGUUGCUUCUCAAUUUAUAUAUUCAAAUAUACUAUAUGUUCAUAAAAAUCUUGACUUAUUUCCAAAAAACAGCAAUAUUCAUAAUAUUAAUACUAGAUUUAAAGACAAACUUGCUGUCCCCAAGUAUCGUUUAGAAAAAGUUAAUAGGUCUUUUAUGGGAAUAGGUAUAAAAAUUUACAAUAAGAUACCAAAGGAUAUGUUGGAAUUACCCUUAAAUAAAUUCAAAACAUCUGUUAAAUCAUAUUUACUGAGCAAAGCCUAUUACUCACUAAACGAUUACUUGAAUGACGAGUGUGCAUGGCAAUAGUUGUUCAUGCACUGAAUUUUCAUUUAAUGUUAGACAUAGACACCUAUAUAAAUAUACAUUGUAAAUAAACUGGCUUUAAAAAAAAAAAAGUAAUUCAAUUGAGUUUUUUGCCAGUUCUUCUCAAUUGGAUCUAUAUACCGAACUGGACGGUAGGGUAAAUAUAAAAUUAUAAUGUACAAAUUUGACGUUCAUAAGCGGCUAAAAUGUCCUACAUGAAUAAAUGAUUUUUGAAUUUGAAUUUGAAUUUAGUAUUCAUACAUAUGAAACAAUUGCUUGAUUUCAUGCUAUAGUUAAAGCCUUGUUCUUAGAAUAAACAACUUCUACUAUAGCCAAAAUUGUGCCCCGUGCUAGGUGUUCAGUUAAAAUAUUGAUUGAUAUGAAAUCAAAUGUCUUUAUUUUGGAUUAUCACAGUAUAUUUUCUAUUUGAAGAUAUUGUAUUUAUUAAAUAUCACUGGAAUAUAUAAUUUUGUUAAACUGAAAACAACAUAAAACAUGUAUCUUUGUAUCGAGUAAUUAUUAAAUCUUUUUCUCGAUUUUUAAAAUAGUGUACUUUUAUAUGUUAUUUUACAUUAUUAUGUAAAUAAUGUAAAAUAACAUAAUUGUUUUAUUUAUUAUGUAAAUAGGUACGUCUAUAUAUAAUGUACAGAUUCAUUGCUACCUGUAACAAUGUAUUAAUCAACAUUCUCAAAAAUUAAGCAUUUUUUUUAAUGACUAUCUAAAGAGUCUUAAUGUCGAAUAGUGUAUAAUUAGGUUUUAAAAUUAUUCUUUAUCUAAACCCAUGGACAAUGACAACCUCUUUUGGAUUAUUUUAAUAACGUAUUUAAUAUUUAGUCAAUAGUCCAUGCAUCCAGUAUAUUAUGUAAAUAUCAAUGAACACUGGAACGUUUGGUGAUGAAUGUAUAUUGUUAGAAAUGUGUCUAACUAAAUGUAUCAAUAUUCCUACUGCAGGCAAUGUACAGGUUGUAAUCAAAUUGUUUGAGAUCAUUAGAAGUUUUACCAAUGAAACUGAACAUUUCUUCCUGAAGAAAAAUGGGUCAAAAUCGGCAAACUUUAAAGUCUAACUUAAUUGAUAGUUAGCGUUUUUGACUUGUGUUUAUUUGAAUAAAAAUCUCAGUUUUACUGAUAGAAAAUUCUCUAAAACGAUGUUAAUGUCAUCCAGUAUAGCAAUUUGCCUCAUGUUGACCACUACGCGGCAACCUCCAUGUAAUCACCGUGGUUAAUUCCCAGCAAAUUCAUUAGGAUGGGCUAAUUAAUAUAACUUCAUUCUUAUCUACUAUCCCUCACUGAUAUACCAUAGGCGGAGUUUCCAUUCCGUAUUCAUCUAUAUAUAUAUAUAUAUAUACAGUGUACAUAAAUAAUGUAUAUUUUAAAAUAAAUAAAUAUAUAUAUCUAA
Galleria mellonella (greater wax moth) is the source of this 4350-nucleotide messenger RNA. RefSeq lists its product as uncharacterized. NCBI's taxonomy places the organism in Eukaryota, Metazoa, Arthropoda, Insecta, Lepidoptera, Pyralidae. The coding region runs from base 519 to 1814 and encodes 431 amino acids. Gene Ontology annotation, molecular function: DNA binding. The record is from RefSeq and is a predicted model, not a curated record. The transcript is spliced from 4 exons.